CCCCCUUCCGCCCUAAACAAGUAACGUACCUUACCUAGCGGUACCUGCGAAUCAGCUGCCCGAGCUCAGCACCCGACGUAAUCCUCCAUCAAGUGCUUGUAUGCAACCAUUCGCAACAUCAACUCCAUCAACAACGACGCCAUCACGGAUACUCCUCGAGCCUUUUAACACGAUAAUUUCCCCCACCGAAUAGAUCGCUUUAUUGUCACGUUUGAUACUACGACAUCAUGUCUGCCCAGAACUCAGCUGGUAUUCAACAGCUGCUCAACGCUGAGCAAGAUGCUUCCAAGAUUGUCCAGAAGGCUCGAGAAUACCGUACCAAGCGCGUCAGGGAAGCUCGCGAUGAGGCCAAGCAAGAGAUAGCCAACUACAAAGCCAAGAAGGAAGAAGAAUAUAAGAAAUUCGAGGCCGAGCACAGCAAGGGCAACGAGCAAGCCGAGGCCGAAGCCAACCAGGAAGCCGAGAAGCAAAUCAAGAGCAUCCAGGAGGCUGGCAAGAAGGGACAAGCUCAGGUCAUCAAGAACCUCCUCAGCGCUGUCUUCGACGUCAACCCCGUUCCCCCCACCAAGUCCUGAACGAUGGAGUACUAGAUGUUUAUAAUUACGAGCUUUUCAGCUUGACACACGAAGAUGCGAAUAGACGAGGAGGAUUU
Fusarium redolens is the source of this 652-nucleotide messenger RNA. Its product is annotated as H+-ATPase G subunit-domain-containing protein. Gene Ontology annotation, cellular component: vacuolar proton-transporting V-type ATPase complex. Lineage: Eukaryota; Fungi; Ascomycota; Sordariomycetes; Hypocreales; Nectriaceae. Gene Ontology annotation, molecular function: proton-transporting ATPase activity, rotational mechanism. Bases 228 to 575 code for a protein of 115 amino acids. The record is from RefSeq and is a predicted model, not a curated record. Gene Ontology annotation, biological process: proton transmembrane transport. The transcript has 6 exons.